CACAUUGGCUUGGGCGCUUCUUACCCAGCGUAAGCACUGCCUACGCAAGAGCAGUUACGCAAGGCAGACUGCGUAGGCAAAUGUUGUAGUAGAAAGGGAAUGUCGGUCUGUGAAUGAUCGGUUUCUGAGGCGGCAGGGGAACGUCAACGUUAUGGCUCAACAAAAGAAUCUGGAGGGGUAUGUGGGCUUUGCAAGCCUCCCAAACCAAGUGUACCGGAAGUCUGUCAAGAGGGGCUUUGAGUUCACUCUCAUGGUCGUGGGGGAGUCGGGUCUGGGGAAGUCCACGUUGAUCAACUCUCUCUUCCUAACAGACCUGUAUUCAUCAGAGUACCCUGGACCCUCCCACCGGAUAAAAAAGACUGUACAGGUGGAGCAGUCCAAGGUGUUAGUGAAGGAAGGAGGCGUCCAGCUCCUUCUGACGAUAGUCGACACCCCUGGCUUCGGAGACGCCGUCGACAACAGCAACUGCUGGCAACCCGUCAUCGACCACAUCGACAGCAAGUUCGAGGACUACCUGAACUCGGAGUCGCGGGUCAACCGACGUCAGAUGCCCGACAGCCGCAUCCACAGCUGCCUGUACUUCAUCGCCCCCUCGGGCCACGGGCUGAAGCCUCUGGACAUCGAGUUCAUGAAGCGGUUGCACGAGAAGGUCAACGUCAUCCCGCUGAUCGCAAAAGCAGACACGCUCACGCCUGAAGAGUGCCAACAGUUCAAGAAACAGAUCAUGAGGGAAAUCCAAGAGCACAAAAUCAAGAUCUACGAGUUCCCCGAGUCGGACGAGGAAGAGGAGAACAGACUUGUGAAAAAGAUCAAGGACAAGCUGCCCCUGGCUGUGGUCGGCAGCAACACCAUCAUCGAGGUGAACGGCAAGCGGGCCCGAGGGAGGCAGUACCCCUGGGGGGUAGCGGAAGUGGAGAACGGCGACCACUGUGACUUCACCAUCCUCAGAGACAUGCUCAUCAGGACCCAUAUGCAGGACCUGAAGGACGUCACCAACAACGUGCACUAUGAGAACUACCGCAGCAGGAAGCUGGCUGCCGUCACGUACAACGGCGUCGACAACAACAGAACCAAGGGUCAGAACUCCACCAAACGUGACACAGGUGAAGGAAUAAGCCCCCUGGCCCAGAUGGAGGAGGAGAGGCGGGAGCACGUCUCCAAGAUGAAGAAGAUGGAGAUGGAGAUGGAGCAGGUGUUUGAGAUGAAGGUCAAGGAGAAGGUGCAGAAGCUCAAGGACUCCGAGGCAGAGCUCCAGCGGCGUCACGAGCAGAUGAAGAGGAACCUGGAGGCCCAGCACAAGGAGCUGGAGGAGAAGCGGCGUCUGUUUGAGGACGAGCGGGCCAACUGGGAGACGCAGCAGAGACUGGAGCAGCAGAAACUAGACGCGUCCAGAACCUUGGAGAAAAACAAAAAGAAAGGCAAGAUCUUUUAAACAAGGACAGUGCGACGGUGCAACCCCCCUCCCAGGUGUCGGGGCGUUUGCCAACAUUUCCGGUCAGGACACCCAACGGUCUGCGGCACUACCCUCUCCAGCUUUCUCCCUCCCUCUCGCCCCCCCCCCCUCUUUCUCGCCCACCCAACCAUCACCACCUGUGGGACUGUGCUUCCCCUCGCGGCCACCAGAGGGCGGUACAGUGGGUGAAGAGCAGGUGUUCGGGUGGGGCUCUGCAUGUCCUGUUGUGUGAACUGCAACCAGAGCGCCCCCAUCCCGCCCCCCACCCCUCAAUGCUAGGCCACCGUGGGUCUCAGCCAACGUGUUGACCUUUUACGGGGCCGAAUAACAGAAGAACGACUAAAUAACACCAUCUUUAGAAAGGCCAAACCCAUUAUUAUUAUAAUUAUUAUUAUUGUUGUUGUUAUUAUUGUUAUGAUGAAUACAGUCCCUAUGCCCCGCUCUCCCAUCGCUAUCAGUUACCCCCGCCCCCCUGCCAGGUUGCGGUUGGACAACUCCCUUAUAGAGUUGUAAGGAGUUUCAUAGUCACCCCCACCAACACAUGGCCACACACACGCGUGUGUCUAACAGUUGUACAAUCAAACAGGUAGAAUUGUAUUGGUUCACAGGUCACGAGUGUGAAGUAAAUUAACACGGUAGCUCUGCUCCCCCCGUGUGAAGUAUCGAAGUAGAAAACGUAAAGAAACCAAAAAAACCAGACCAGCGAGUUGCGGGAUUCCCGUCGAGCUUGAACGGGAUUCCCGUCGAGUGUGAACGGGAUUGCCGCCCAGCGUGAACGGGAUUGCCGUCAAGCGUGAACGGGAUUCCCGUCGAGCGUGCACGGGAUUCCCGUCGAGCAUGAACGGGAUUCCCUUCGAGCGUGAAUGGGAAUCCCAUUGUGCUUGAGCGGGAAUACCGUCUAACGUCACGGGAAUACCGUCGUCUCUCGUCGCAAAGUCAGGGAGGCACCGGCGACCCACGUCCCGCAAAUACUAGCGCUUGGAUAACACGCACCUUGGACUUUUUUCCAGCAAUAACAAACCAAACGGCUCCGCCUCCCCAUGCCCCGAACGUUGACUUCUGUGUUUAGCUAUCGCCAUUAGCCUCGGACCACCGUGUAUAACUUGAUGAGUGUUAUAUAUUUCAGUUUAUUUUUAUUUUUUUAUAUUUACCGAGCCAGCCGAAGUGAUCCAUGAUUAUUUUGUAUGUGUGGAUCAUUUCUCAUCGACGCGAGAACAGCAAGCCCUCUGGUUGAACCGUUUAUCGGAAGACAUCUGAUAAAUGGUCCGCCAGGGCAGGGAAAGAUUAUUUCAGUAACAGUGGAAAUAAUGUUGGUGGGAAAUGGAGAAGUCGACAUCGAAGAUUCUUGGGCUAUGUACUCUUAUCUCUGUAUUUUUAAUUUUAUUUUUCAUUUGUAAUGUACAAAGUCACUUAAUAAACCUGUGAUAAUAUGGA
This is a messenger RNA of Gadus morhua (Atlantic cod), 2887 nucleotides long. RefSeq names its product septin 7b (gene septin7b). The transcript is spliced from 15 exons. Bases 152 to 1432 code for a protein of 426 amino acids. NCBI's taxonomy places the organism in Eukaryota, Metazoa, Chordata, Actinopteri, Gadiformes, Gadidae. The record is from RefSeq and is a predicted model, not a curated record. Gene Ontology annotation, cellular component: septin complex. Gene Ontology annotation, molecular function: GTP binding.